This is a messenger RNA of Trematomus bernacchii (emerald rockcod), 1146 nucleotides long. Its product is annotated as macrophage mannose receptor 1-like. The record is from RefSeq and is a predicted model, not a curated record. Bases 1 to 1053 code for a protein of 350 amino acids. Gene Ontology annotation, molecular function: signaling receptor activity. The transcript has 3 exons. Lineage: Eukaryota; Metazoa; Chordata; Actinopteri; Perciformes; Nototheniidae.
AUGCUGGUUUUCCUUUUCCUGUUGGGCCUGGCUCUGGGUGCUGUGUCUUCUUCAGAUGAGCGUCCAAUGGAGCUUGUGCGUGGCAGCUGUCCCUCAUUCUGGUUCUCCUUCUACGGCCGCUGCUACAAGUACAUCGCCACAAAGAUGACCUGGGCUGAUGCAGAGUUCCACUGUCUGUCCCAGGGAGGCAACCUGGUGUCUAUCCACAGUGGAGGGGAAGAGGAUGUUGUCAAACUCCUGAUCAAAAACGUUGAACUUGCUCAGGGACCAACAUGGAUCGGACUCAGUGACAUCCACAAAGAAGGAAGAUGGAUGUGGUCUGAUGGGUGUGUAGCCAAGUUUUUCUUUUGGAAUAAAGGGGAACCAAACAACCAUAGAGGUGAAGACUGUGUACACAACAACUGGUCAGGGAGGUGGAAUGAUAGGAAGUGUUCAUCAACUUUUCCCUCAGUUUGUGCAUCUCGCACAACUUGUCCUUAUGUUGCCAAGUUCAAAGCAGCCUGUCACUUGAAGCUUCACAAUCUCCAUCAACGGUUCAGUGCAACUUUAACAGACAGAGACGGUGACAUCAUCAUGCUGGUUUUCCUCUUCCUGUUGGGCCUGGCUCUGGGUGCUGUGUCUUCUUCAGAUGAGCGUCCAAUGGAGCUUAAGCGUGGCAGCUGUCCCUCAUUCUGGUUCUCCUUCUACGGCCGCUGCUACAAGUACAUCGCCACAAAGAUGACCUGGGCUGAUGCAGAGUUCCACUGUCUGUCCCAGGGAGGCAACCUGGUGUCUAUCCACAGUAGAGGGGAAGAGGAUUUUGUCAAACUCCUGAUCAAAAACGUUGACCUUGCUCAGGGACCAACAUGGAUCGGACUCAGUGACAUCCACAAAGAAGGAAGAUGGAUGUGGUCUGAUGGGUGUGUAGCCAAGUUUUUCUUUUGGAAUAAAGGGGAACCAAACAACCAUAGAGGUGAAGACUGUGUACACAACAACUGGUCAGGGAGGUGGAAUGAUAGGAAGUGUUCAUCAACUCUUCCCUCAGUUUGUGCAUCUCGCACAACUUGUCCUUAGCAACUGAGAUGUUACGUGUUCACCUGUUUUGUUAACAUGCCUUUGACAACAAUAAAGACACAGAUGUACACUUGUAUAUGUGUGUGAACAGAA